Messenger RNA from Salvia hispanica, 2003 nucleotides. NCBI's taxonomy places the organism in Eukaryota, Viridiplantae, Streptophyta, Magnoliopsida, Lamiales, Lamiaceae. The record is from RefSeq and is a predicted model, not a curated record.
AAUGAAGACUCUGAUAAAAUCUGACUUUUCAGAUCGCUAACACUCCGAUCGAAUUCAGGGCUUUGAGAAUGACGGCAAUGGCGUCGGCCGAAUCUCCGUCGCACGACGACGUAUCGGAGGAGAUGUCGGAUCUCCUCCCGCUCGCCUCCGCCGCGCAGCAGCCAUACGUCUCCGAGCUCCUCUCCUUCACUCUCGAUCGCCUCCAUAAGGAACCGGAAUUGCUGAGAGUAGAUGCGGAGAGGAUACGGCGGCAGAUGCAAGAGGUGGCGGUGGGGAACUACCGUGCAUUCAUCGCGGCGGCAGAUGCGUUGCUCGAGAUCCGAGAGGAGGUUUCUUCGAUCGACAAGCAUCUCGAGUCUCUGAUUGCUGAAAUUCCAAAACUAACAUCCGGCUGCACUGAGUUUGUUGAUUCGGCUGAAAAUAUAUUGGAAAAGAGGAAGAUGAACCAAACAUUACUAGCAAACCAGAGCACUUUGCUUGAUUUACUUGAAAUUCCUCAACUCAUGGACACAUGUGUGCGGAAUGGAAAUUUUGACGAAGCUCUUGACUUAGAAACUUUUGUCGCAAAGCUUACUACAAUGCACCCAAAAAUUCCUGUGAUUCAGGCUCUAGCCGCAGAAGUUCGGCAGACCACUCAGUCCCUUCUUUCUCAGCUUCUUCAGAAACUUAGGUCUAAUAUUCAGUUACCAGAAUGCUUGCGCAUAAUUGGAUAUCUACGUCGAAUAGGAGUUUUCAGUGAGUAUGAAAUGCGCCUACAGUUUUUAAGAUGCCGUGAAGCCUGGCUGACUGGAAUACUUGAUGAUUUAGACCAGAGAAAUCCUUAUGAAUAUUUGAAGGGGAUGGUAAAUUGUCACAGAAUGCACCUUUUUGAUGUUGUUAAUCAAUACCGAGCCAUCUUUGCUGAUCACACAUCAGAGAGUGAAGAAAAUUAUGAUGGCGGGCUUCUCUUUGAUUGGGCCAUGCAUCAGAUUACCUCACAUCUGAAAACUCUUAAAGUUAUGCUUCCAAAGAUCAGUGAAGGUGGAUCCUUGUCGAAUAUUCUGGAUCAAUGCAUGUAUUGUGCCAUGGGCCUAGGAUGGGUUGGUUUGGAUUUUCGAGGGCUGCUUCCCCCGCUAUUUGAAGAAGCAGUUCUUAAUUUAUUUUCGAAGAAUAUGAGUUUUCCUGCCAAUAGUUUUGGCGACGAAAACCAUGAUGAUGUUACUCCUCCUUCAAGUCUUAUGGAACAUCCACCUCUUGCUGUUUUCAUCAAUGGUGUAUCUGCAGCAAUGAACGAACUACGCCCUUGUGCUCCAAUAAGUUUGAAACACGUGCUGGCUCAACAACUAGUCAAGGAUUUGCAGGCCGUUUCCGAAACCCUACUGAGAUACCACACAACCAAAAUGCUCAAAGACAAUGAGUCUCAACUUUUCCUCAAACUUUGCCAAGCAUUCGUCGAGGUUGCUUUCCCACAUUGCGCGGCAUGCUUUGGCCGCUGCUACCCUGGCGGAGCUGCUCUGAUUACAGAUGCCAAGAACUUGUUCGACGGAAUCAACCGCCUAUUAGCAACAUCACCAUCCAGAGAACUACCAAAACCAGUCCAGAACCAGAACAUAGAGAUCAAGAACGCCUCAGAAAACGGCAAUGCCUCUGUGAUCGAGAAUGGGGUCAGCCAUGGUAUUGAGCGGACGGGAAGCUCCAGUCAUGACGAGAAGGAACCGAAUAGUGUAAGCUCAGAGAAGGAAGUCAAGGCAGCGGCAGCUGCUACAAGUGAAGAAACUCAACAACCACCAGUAUCAUCUUGAAAAAUUUAGUUCCCCAGAAAUUGGCCUUCAUUGUAAUUAUAAACAUUUCAACAACUUUUCUUUUAUUAUAGCGAGUGAUUGGACUUUAAAAAAACAAGAAUCCUUCAUGUUGAGAAUGCUUGUGUUAGGUUGAGGUUAAUUCUUUUUGUAGUAUGUUGUUAGACAAUUAAACGAGAGGUGUAGUAAUAAUUUUGACUUAUUAGUGGAACCUUACAAAUACUA